AUGACGGAUGGUAGAGCUGCCCAGAACCACCAGGCAAAACGUCCAAGGCCCAUCCAGCUCUGCGUCCCAGCUGCUGCCUCAGAAAAUAAAAUUGGAGAAACCAUCGGUAUCCGCUAUCGCAGGAUUACUUGUAGCUCGGACUCUUGGUUAUCUUCGAGAACUACCUCCCCUCUUGGAAGAAUCCCCUGGGCCCUGGGCAGCUUUAAAAACCAGAUCAUGUCCCUGAGGGUUUCUAGUGGUUCUGGUGUGACAGGUCUGGGAUGCAGCCUGAGCGUCAAGAUUCCUGAACCUCCCAAGGCUCCUGGGUCAAGGGCCACUGAUGUGAUCCAAGCAAAGCCAAAGAUGUUCAGAGAGAUUGAAGAGAGAGUUGAUGAGAAGUUCUUUAGAAGGAGCAGGACCCACGGGCAACUCCCCAGCUCAGAGCAGAUCAAACCAGCGCCCUCCCUGCCCCCUCGGAAUUUACGAUCCACAACCACAGCAUUUGUGAAAGGGCAUAGACAACUCCGCAACCGUUUCCCGUUACAACUGCAGUCUGCGAAGGAAGAAGGAUUAAGUGCAUUUGGCAGGAGGACGUCUUUUGGGGUGCUGUCUCCCACAAGUUCACUGUCUAUAAAGUAUUCUUCCGAAGGACCUUCUGCUGAUUCCCAGUCUCGAGAUGGGGUCAAGGAGAGGAGCUGCUCUAGGGGAAUAUCUUUAGCAUCAAGGGUACAGCUGGCCUAUGAGUCACCUAUAUGUGAAUACCCCAAAAAGCCCCCUUUGGACAGAGACUUCUACCAGCAAGCCAUGAAGGUUAAACGAGGGGACUGGUCUUCUUGGGGGAAAAAAGGUGCAAAAAAAAAAAAGUGGGAAAGGUGGUGGGUGCGGCGGGUGGAGCAGGGCGCGCGGCGCGCGGACCGGGGCGGCCGGCGGACACCCCGUUGCCCGGUGGGCGCGCGGACCCCGGAGCGGCGGGCGGCCCCUGCACCCUGCCCCACCCCCGGGCCGCCGGGCCGCCGGGCUCCCCCUCGCCUGGCGUGGCCUCUCCCCCGCGCCCCCUCCCCCGCCGGGCCGGCCGGGCCGCGGAGCCGCCCCGAGAGCGCGGGGCGCGGGCGGCGGGUCAUGGCGCGGAGGCGGCCGGGGCGCUGCGGGCGGCGCGGGCGGUGCGGGCGGGGCGCGCUGCUGGCCUGCGCGGCGUGGACGGCGGGCUGGGUGCUGGCGGCCGCGCUGCUGCUCCGCGCGCACCCGGGCGUCCUCUCCGAGCGCUGCACGGACGAGAAGAGCCGGCGCAUCCUGGCCGCGCUGUGCCAGGAGUACCAGGGCGGGGUGCUGGUGGGCGACCUCUGCGAGGACCUGUGCGUGGCGGGGCAGCUGCGGUACCAGCGCUGUCUGUACUACGAGCGGGGCAAGAAGGUGCUGCAGGCCACCUGGCGCGGCCGGCCCAUCAUCCUCAAGUCCAAGGAGGAGGCUUUCUCCAGCUUCCAGCCGCUCAGCUUGCCCGAGGACGCGGCCGAGGAGGGCGGCCCGGACGCCCUGGAGGCAGAGCUGCACCUGCUGGUGGCCGGCGAGGUCAGGAACGCCCUGGGCCUGGAGCUGUCGGGCGGCAGCCUGGGGCCGCUGUGGCCGGGGCGGCGGGGCCGGGGGCGGCGGGGCCAGCUGGCCAGCCUGUGGGCCCUGCUCCAGCAGGAGGAGUUCGUGCUCUUCAGCCUCCUGCAGGACCUGAGCCGGCACGCCCUGCCCGUGCUGGGCUCCUGCGGCCACUUCUACGCCGUGGAGUACCUGGCCGCGGGCAGCCCCCGCCACCGGGCCCUCUUCCCGCUCGAGGGGGCCGCGGGGGUCCCCCGGGGCGGCCGGGGCCAGGCCAGGGCCGUCAGCGACAUGGCGCUCAGCUUCCUGGACAUGGUGAGCCACUUCGAGGAUGACUUUGCUCACCGCCUGCACCUGUGCGAUGUCAAGCCCGAAAACUUUGCCAUCAGGAGUGACUUUACGGUGGUGGCCAUCGAUGUGGACAUGGCCUUUUUUGAACCUAAAAUGAGGGAAAUUCUCGAGCAGAAUUGCACAGGAGAUGAAGACUGUAAUUUCUUUGACUGUUUUUCAAAGUGUGAUUUGCAAGUCAACAAGUGUGGAGCAGAAAGAGUGAACAGCAACUUACAGGUCAUCUGCGACAAGAUAUUCCGCCACUGGUUCUCCUCGAGUCUGGGGAGCUGGGCCAUACCCUUCCCACUGCAGCGGCAGUUGCGGGACGCGGUGCAGGAGUGCGCCAACCCUCGGAGCAUGGCCCGCAGCCCCCCGAGAGCAGCCUCUGACGUGUUCUGGAAGCUUCGGAGUCUCCUCCGAGCCACGCAGAGGGAACUGCAGGAGGCAGAGGAGUAGCUGCUGCCGUGGCCUUGGGUGGACCCCCUCCACAUUGUCAUAAGGAGGAGAUGGUCCUCCCUGAAAAUGCCCCCCCCACCCCUUCCACGAGCCGUCUCUGUGCUCUCCUGAUGUGUGAGCUGCUGGUGCUCAUCCUUGGGAGCAAGGGAUUCCAGCUGGCCUCCCUGCAAACGUGGCUGCAUUUCAAAAAGUGCACACAAGCAAGUACAGGUGUUUGCAUAGGUGCACUUGCAUGCGUGUGUGAGCGUGAGCAUGAACAUGAGCAGGUGAGUGUGUGAGGCUCUGGGGUAGAGAGAGGUGCUUUCCCCAGCCUGCCCAUGGGGACAGCUUGCCUGGCUGGAAUUUGGAAUUAAAUACAAUAAAAAAAAAGUUGCAUCUUUAGGAAACAUAAUGUGUAAGGAGAGGAUGUGUAAGACAGCAUAUAGCAGUUUGCAUUUGAAGAAGUUUUCGGACAGUGUUUUAGGGAGCACCUGACUGCUCACCCCAGUGCAUCUGCCUUUGGAGCGGGACUUGCAGGCUUGUUUGCACUGUGUUGACUUGCCCUGAGGAUUGGAGAUAGUGCAAGUGCCGAGGUUAGGCAUGGACUUCGAGCAGGGUCAGAGGCUGACCGGCCUGUCCAUGAAUGAAUACAGAGCCCUAGGCGACACGCCAUGCUGGCAGGUGUCCUCGAGCCCUGGUGAAGCUCUCCUGCAGGAGCUGAGACACGAGGUCCCUCCUGGAACAGGUGGAUGAAACUGCCGGGAGCCAGCCAGGGGUCCCCUGGGAAGGGACUCCUUUCUACGGCACACCCAGGAGGAAGCUGGUGUGCCACACAUAACCAGCUGGUCAAUUGAGAAAGACGCUAGGAGAGGAAAAGGAAAUGGUUGAUGGCUUACAAAUUGAAGACGACAAAGUGAUCUGAAGUUUAAAAACAAUCGCAGAUUGACGAAUUCCAAGCUAUUUCUCUUUUCCUUGCCCCGCGCCUUCCGGGUGCGGACAAAAAGGGGCUGCAGACUUGUGUUCAUUUGGAUGCAUUUCUCCAGGUGCCAGUUGGUCUGCAUUCUGUGGGUCCUGAGCACUGUUGUGUGAAUGCCUGUUGUCACCUGCAGUGCCCCCCCAACCUGUCACCACUGGCAGGGUUCGUAAGGGCCCUCCGAUCCUGCAUAUGGAUGCCUCACCCUGCAUUUGUAGUCUUUGGCAGGAGGGAAAACCUACAAAGUCCCCUCUGUGGCAGAACUACAUUAAAACAGGUUUGAUGCACAGCCCUCGGACUGGUAGAUUCUACGGGAAAGGAGAACCGGCUCUUGUCUACUGAGCAAAGACUCUGGCUUCUCCAGGGCUGUGCUCUGCACAGCGGUUUUCUGCAGUGGAAACGGUCUCUUUGAACCCUGCGAACCACUAAUCAGCUUCUCUGCAGCAAGAUUUCCAUGAAGUCAGGCAUGAAAUGAAGGGUGAGCAAGCAAGGGAGGGGCAGGGGUUUUGUGGUCUGUGUUCCUAAAACAAUUGGCUUUUGCAACAUGACAGCAAAGAGGUCUCCUGCGGGUUGACCCUGGGAUGGCAGCCCCUCAUUAGCGUGGGCUCUGAGCCAUCUGGCUGGGCAGCAAAGCUGGCUUGCGAAAGGGAAAAUGUUCCUUUUCAUUUAGACCAAAAUGGAAGCAAAUGUUAUUGUUUAUCAUGGAGACUAUGCAACGUGUAAUUAUCCGACACAAUGGUGUUCUUAUUGCUGAAAACAGCAGUUUGAGCCUUAUGCCCUGUGUCUGGCCACCCCAUCUAUCUCUCUUUCUCUCUCUCACACACACACACACGCACACGCACACAGACACGAGCCCUCCCUUCCCAUCCCACCCGGCAAAUUCCAUGAAAUGCCAGUGACUCCUAAACUAUAUGUGGGUUUUGUUUUGUU
Messenger RNA from Nyctereutes procyonoides (raccoon dog), 4231 nucleotides. RefSeq names its product divergent protein kinase domain 1C-like. The record is from RefSeq and is a predicted model, not a curated record. The transcript has 11 exons. NCBI's taxonomy places the organism in Eukaryota, Metazoa, Chordata, Mammalia, Carnivora, Canidae. The coding region runs from base 1 to 2349 and encodes 782 amino acids.